Paramecium tetraurelia is the source of this 1245-nucleotide messenger RNA. RefSeq lists its product as uncharacterized. Gene Ontology annotation, biological process: intracellular signal transduction; peptidyl-serine phosphorylation; protein autophosphorylation. The transcript has 6 exons. Gene Ontology annotation, molecular function: ATP binding; calcium/calmodulin-dependent protein kinase activity; calmodulin binding. Gene Ontology annotation, cellular component: cytoplasm; nucleus. The record is from RefSeq and is a predicted model, not a curated record. NCBI's taxonomy places the organism in Eukaryota, Ciliophora, Oligohymenophorea, Peniculida, Parameciidae.
AUGAAACAUAUCAAAAAAGUUGAUUUUAUCAAAUACUCUAGCAUAAAUAAGAAAUUUUAAGAUAUUUAUGAAUUCAGCAAGACUGAUAAACUUGGCUAAGGGUCUUAUGGAAUGGUUUAUCGAGCAAUUCAUCGAGCUACUGGGAUUGCCAGAGCAGUGAAGAUCAUCCACAAAGCAAGUGUAAAAUAGAAAGAAAGACUUACAAAUGAACUGAGAACAGUUGAAUUAUUAGAUCACCCGCAUGUGAUUAGAGUAUUCGAAACCUAUGAGGAUAAUGACUAUAUUUAUGUAGUAAUGGAAAUAUGUAAGGGUGGAGAUAUUUUUGACAAGGUCUUAGAAUUAGGAAACUUCGACGAACAAGGAGCAUUAUUAAUAUUCAUAUAAAUUAUUAGAUCAGUAGUCUACUAUUAAUCAUUAAAUAUUGUGCAUAGAGAUUUAAAGCCAGAAAACUUUCUAUUUCAGAAGAAUAACGAUCUUAAUACUCUUUAUAUUAUUGAUUUUGGUUUGGCGAGAAUAUUCUAACCAGGACUCUUGCAACAAUGGACUAAAGCAGGAACUGCUUAUUACGUGGCUCCAGAAGUUUUAGAGGGUACAUAUGAUAAUAAGUGCGAUUUAUGGUCAAUUGGUGUGAUUUUAUAUGUCUUAUUAUGUGGGUACCCUCCUUUUUAUGGUGAGACAGAGCAGGAGAUACUAUAUUCUAUUUAAAAAGGCAAAUAUGAUUUCGAUGGUCCAGAGUGGAGGAACGUGUCACUUCAAGUUAAGGAAUUGAUAAGUUAAUUGUUAAAGCCCUCUUAAUACCGAUUGGGAUUAGAAUAAAUUCUAAAGCAUGACUGGCUUUCUUAAUAUGUGCAACAAGGGGAAGUUAUACUAACAAAAGCAAACAUAGAGAGAUGGCAGACUUAUCAUUAAAUUAAAUAAAUUGGAUUGUUGUAUUUAGCAACAUAAUUGGAUCAGUGUGAGAUAAUUAAUAUCAAAAAUGGGUUUUUAUUUAUGAACAAAUCCUAAUCAGGAAUACUAACUAAAUAAGAGAUUGAGGAUUUGAUUAAGUAUAAAUAUUAAGAUUUGGAGUAUUAUUAAUUUAUUGCGAUUUGUUUAGAGCCAGAUGUGUAUAAAAUUGAAAAAUAUUUGAUGUUGAUGUUUUAAUUUCUCUCAUAAAAUGGUCGAAUAACUAAUGAGAGUUUAAAAGCCUUGGAUAUUAAUCUUGAGUGUAAUUUAGAUUUUAAGCUUUUCAUCAGUCUAUUUUGA